This is a messenger RNA of Larimichthys crocea (large yellow croaker), 2350 nucleotides long. It is a transcript of the gene sigirr, whose product is annotated as single immunoglobulin and toll-interleukin 1 receptor (TIR) domain. Bases 202 to 1776 code for a protein of 524 amino acids. Lineage: Eukaryota; Metazoa; Chordata; Actinopteri; Sciaenidae. The transcript is spliced from 10 exons. The record is from RefSeq and is a predicted model, not a curated record. Gene Ontology annotation, biological process: signal transduction.
UUCAGGUCUCUCCAGGUGCAGCUGAUCAACAGGAACAGGCUGACGAGCGCGUAGUCACCUUCCCGGCACUGCUCAGCGUAACUGAAGUGUAAUAAAGUGACACGUUCUUUUAUAGGUUGUGAUGGAGGUUUAAAAGAACAAACAACCUUCACUCGGUUCAUCUGUUCACCUGAGGGACGAGGAAGAGGAAGACUGCCGCUCAUGGCUGUGAUUUUAGUCGCUCUCUUAUUGGUGUGCACUGUUGAAUGGGACAAGAGUUUAUUCGCAGCCGCUCAGUCCUGUGUGGAUGAGAGCAGGUUUAAGGAGCAGGUGCUCUAUGUGGGGCAGCAGUGGCCUCCAUAUCGGCUGAACUGCCCUCUGGAGCUUGUCCAGUCCCAGAGCUCCCCCCAGCUCAAGCUGACCUGGCAGAAGGACUGUCAGCAGUUCCCCACCCAGGAAGGGAAGGCCUACGUGGAGUUUGCCAGCCUCAGCUUCCAAGACCAAGGGAAUUACACCUGUGUGCAACAGGGCAACAGCACAACCUCAUCCACAGUGCGUCUCAUAGUUAAAGAAUCCCAGUGCUCCAAAGCCCCAGAGUUUAAACCAAAUGGGAAUCUGACCAGACUCGGGAGGAAUGUUGGAUCCACGGUGAUACUGAACUGCUCUGCUCUCCUCUUCUGGGACCCAAAAGAGAAGCAAUGUGACACCACGCUGCAGUGGAGUAAAGAUGACCAACCCCUCACCAAUCACACACUUUACACGCAUAAUAUCUCCUCAUGGUCUCCUGUUGCCGGCCAGCUGAUGGUAAACAGUCUGCUGGAGAUCACCCUCAGGGAGCUGGACGACUUUGGGCUCUACAGUUGCGCAGUGAGGAACGUUUCCUCUGAUUUCAGCCUAGACAAUUCAAGCAUACCCAGCCACACGGCUGCUGUUAUUGCAGCCAUCAUCCUCCUCCUGUUACUGAGUAUAGCUGCUGUCGUGUACUCCCGGUGUCACCUAAAUAUCAAACUGUGGUACAGAAACACCUACGGAGACUAUGAACUCAAUGAUGGCAAAUUAUAUGACGCCUAUAUCUCGUACGUGAACAACGACCAUGACAGGAAGUUUGUCAACUUUAUUCUCAAACCUCACCUGGAGAAUAAAAAUGCAUACAAGGUGCAUCUCAAUGAAAACGAAAUCCUACCUGGCUCAGAACCUUCUGCGGAGCUGCUCAUGAACAUAAGUCGCUCUCGGCGUCUGAUCGUCGUGCUCUCUUAUGCUUACCUUGAGCAGGACUGGUGCUGCAACAACUUCAGACAGGGCCUUCUGCACUUGUUGGAGUUAUGUAAGAGUCCCAUCCUCAUCAUGUUGGAGGGUCAGUCCAAACGCAUGAGGCCUGAAAUCAAGCAGCAGCUCAGUGAACACCAGCACCGCCUCACUGUACUUACCUGGAGGUACAACUCUGUGACUCCCUCCUCAGUCUUCUGGAAGGAGCUGGCCUUAGCGAUGCCUCGCAAAGUCGUCUUUCGCAGUGAGUCUGUAGGUGACCCUCAGACUAUGCUACAAGAUGACAAGGACCCCAUGCUGACCCUCAACCCCGACUACCUAGACUGCCGCUCAGACACGGACCCUGCUGGAGAUCUAGGGCUUCGCCUCCCUGUGUACAAGGCCAUGACCUGUAAAGCCCCUGUCCUCCCUCCUGCUACCAUGAAUGCAGCUGAGCCCAAACCUGUGGACAUCGACGUGUCGGACCUGGGGUCACGUAACUAUGGAGCCCGCUCAGACUUCUACUGCCUGGUCACUGAGGAGGACAUAUGAUCUGCUGAAAAUGAACACCUACACGGAUAUCCUCCUUGGCAUUGCUUUAUCUUUAUCCAUGCCAUUAUGUUAUAUAUCUUGUUGUUUUUCUGUACAGUGUGUUCUUAAAAUCAAAGUGUUGCCUUUUUUCUCUUCCCCCUUACCAAAGACUUUUAUUUUCUAUUGUUGUGUAAAAGCUAUACAAAAAAUUAUCUUAAAUGAUUUAAUCAAUCUGCAAAAUAAGUUACUGACUGUAUGUUUUUUUUAUUGAUUGUUAUUUUACAGCCAAGUUCUCUCUUUGAGCUCCCAGCAGAGGGCAGAGUUAUGUCAGAAAAGUUGAAGGGAUUUUGUUUUUUGAGCAGUUUAUUUGACAGCUGACAGUAAACCGAAGGUUGGGAAUAUAUGUGAGAGAGAGCCUGAAGUCAGACAGAAUACUGGUAUCUGUUCUCAUGCCAGUCAACUGAAACAGGAGAACGCUCAUGACUGAAGAACUCUUAUUUCUUGACAUUUCUGUAGCGAUGGCAGUUUUGCGUGCAAUGUAAAUUAAAUGAUAACAACAUGACAGGCACAUGAAUAAAGCAGUUUGGCAAAACUC